GUGUAUUUAAGGUUCAACAACAAAAUCGCUGGUCUGUCGACAUCGAUCUGUUUGCGAAGGCAGGUGAUGUAGAAAGUUUUGUGGCAUAAUCAUCAAAGGGCAAUCAUGAGCUUCAAAAACAGUGCCCCUUAUCAGCAGUCUAGGAACUGCUUUCAACCGCUGGAGCCUCCACCUUCCCCAUCCGGGUUUCUAUCACAGUACUAUCCGAUCGAUCAGUCAUACUAUCAGACUCAACAACGAUAUCAAAAUCAACAGAACCAUGAGCAGUAUAUGUAUAAGCCAACGGCCAAGAUCAAACCACUCGGUUCUGGAUCUGGCACUAUCCAAUACAAUGCCACGGCACCCCCAACUACGUAUAAUUCCAUGGCUCCGCCAAGUUUUUAUGACACAGCAAAAAGCUACUCUGAACCGAGCUACACGUUUCCGUACACGUCUCUUAAUUUGGGCACAAAUCAUCACAUGGGCUUUUCCAGUAAGCCGAAUCAAACCAAAGAGAAGAGAAUUGACAAAAAGUCGUAUGAUCGAAUGACUCCUUGGGUCAAACAAGACUCUCUUAAAACUCCCGCGCCCUUAUGUGACGGCAAGGGAUUGAACAUGCUACAGAGAAUGGGGUGGAACCCUGGCCAAGGUUUGGGGAAGAAGUUGAACGGCUCUCUAGAGCCCUUGCUACCGAACAUCAAAAUGGAUAAAAAAGGUUUCGAUGUACAAAAAAAGCCGGUGAAACUUCGCGUUUUCAGCCAAACUAGUGGCAAGCGUCCCCCGAAACCCACC
This is a messenger RNA of Uranotaenia lowii, 771 nucleotides long. RefSeq lists its product as uncharacterized. Gene Ontology annotation, molecular function: RNA binding. The record is from RefSeq and is a predicted model, not a curated record. The annotation marks the transcript as partial. Gene Ontology annotation, biological process: regulation of cell cycle; regulation of RNA splicing. NCBI's taxonomy places the organism in Eukaryota, Metazoa, Arthropoda, Insecta, Diptera, Culicidae. The transcript is spliced from 2 exons.